AUGGACGGCAUCGGUUACAGGCAAAUGGGUCAGCUCUUUGUCAUGGGCUUUGAUGGAACUAGUGUGAAUCCGCAGAUUCGGUCACUUAUCGAGGACUACCAUCUUGGUUCAAUCAUCCUGACUGCUAAGAAUCUUAAAUCGGCAGAGGAGACCACGAAGCUCGUGCUGGAGCUACAAACAAUCGCCCGAGAUGCUGGGCACUCUGCCCCCCUUAUGAUUGGCCUUGACCAAGAGAAUGGUGGUGUUAAUAGUCUAUUCGAUGAAAUCUAUAUCCGUCAGUUUCCCAGCUCUAUGGGAAUCGCAGCCACGAAGUCGAAGACUCUAGCAAGAGAGGUGGCGAAAGCUACAGCUCAAGAACUCAGCGCUGUUGGUGUUAAUUGGAUCCUCGGUCCGGUUCUAGAUGUCCUAAACAACGCAAGAAGCCAACCAUUAGGUGUCAGAAGUAUUGGAGACGAUGCGCAAGAGGUAUCCGCGUACGGAGUCGAGUUCAUGAAAGGGUAUCAAGAAGCAGGCUUAGUGACUUGUGGAAAACAUUUUCCGUCUUACGGAAACCUCGAUUUUUUAGGAAACCAAAGCGACGUUCCUGUUAUCAAAGAAAGCCUUGAGCAGCUGAGUAUGAAUGCGCUUGUCCCAUUUCGAAAUGCUAUCACCCAAGGUUUAGAUUCAAUGAUGGUUGGUGGUUGUGCGAUGUCAUCUGCUGGCAUGAACGUUAUGCAUGCAUGCUUAUCGGAACAGGUCGUCGAUGACUUACUUCGAAAAGACCUUGAAUUCAAGGGCGUUGUCGUGUCCGAGUGCUUGGAAAUGGAGGCCCUCAGUUACAACAUUGGAGUAGGAGGGGGAACAGUGAUGGCCGUGAAAGCUGGUUGCGACUUGAUACUGCUUUGCCGAUCCUUCUCAGUUCAACAGGAAGCAAUUGAUGGCUUAAGGCUAGGAGUCGAAAACGGCAUGAUUAGCAAAGAACGCAUCCAGCAAUCGCUCAAAAGAGUAUUUGAUAUGAAAUCCCGUUGCACGUCGUGGGAAAAGGCAUUAAAUCCUCCUGGCAUAAGCCUUCUUUCCAAGAUGCAACCAUCGCACACCAGCCUAUCAACUCGGGCCUACAACAACUCAAUUACUAUCGUUAGAGACAAAAAGAACCUCCUCCCGCUCACUAGUACUCUUGAAUCUGACGAAGAACUCCUCCUUCUCACCCCUUUAAUAAAGCCUCUUCCCGCAUCGGCCGUAUCCCUUUCGAUGAGUAAAAGCACCAGAGAAACCGUUCUUGCUACCGAUGCAGUCUCCUGGGAUCCUAGUGCGUCUAUUAUGAGCGGGGAAAGCGUUUUUCGCGAAUUUGGGCGGUCGUUGGCGCGGCAUCGAAAUGGGCGUGUACUCCAUACUUCCUACACAGCAAAUGGAGUCCGCCCUGUUCAUGAGAACCUUAUCAACCGUGCAAGCGGUGUCAUCGUGGUCACUGCUGAUUCAAACCGAAACCUUUAUCAGCAUGGCUUCACUAAGCACAUUUCGAUGAUUUGCGACGCACAAUUUGCUGAGAACGGAGAGAGACGGCCGAAACCGCUGGUAGUAGUGGCUGUAAGUUCUCCCUAUGACUUUGCCACGGAUCAAUCCGUUGGGACGUAUGUAUGCACAUAUGAUUUUACAGAAACGGCGCUUCAAGCCUUAGUCAAGAUAUUAUGCGGAGACUUGACGGCCAGCGGCUCUCUUCCUGGUACCUUGAGCCGUAAUCAGAAGCUUCAGCAAUCACGGCAGCAUUGGCUUGCGGAGAAUUGGAAUGAAGACCGUGAUGCAAACGCACUAGAUGAACUGCUCACAGCCGUCCGUGAGGAUGGCACGAAUAGCCAGCGAUCUGAACUUGCCGGCGUUACAUCCAAUACAUUCCUGUUGCGAAAUCCAGACGUUGAAGAGGCACAUUUUGUUGUUCGAAAUAGCAGCACCCAAGCUUUAUUGGGAUUUUGCUCGACAUAUUUUUUUAAAUCGACCGGAACUGGAGUCAUUGGUGCUCUAAUCGUCGAUCCCGGGAGGCGAAAGCUGUCGAUCGGAAACUCCUUACACAACCGUGCAAUCCGGUCAUUGAUGCAGAGACAAGGCGUAAGACGAUUCCAGCUGGGCUCACGUCUCCCGGGAAUAUAUCUUGGUAUUCCGACGGGAAAUCCAGUGGAGAGAAAACGCCUCAGACAAUGGUUUGCUAAUCUUGGCUGGAACACGUCUUUGUCCAGACCAGUAUGCACAAUGGUUCUUCGGAAUCUGGAGAAAUGGACGCCUCCAGAAGGUCUGACCCGAAGUUUAACGAGCGCAGAAGUGAGCUAUGAUUUGGUUUAUGGGCCGGAUUAUGCAGAAGCAAUCCUUGACCAUAUCAAGACCAAUUCGAGACAAGGGGUCAUGGAAAUAUACAAGAUAGCCCUAAGUAGUGGGUCAACAUCAAGCGGGAUUAUUCGCGCAAAACGAAAUGAUGACGGCGCUAUCUUGGGUAGCGUUGUUGUGUAUAACGGGGAGUCGCCGCUGGCCGAGUUUGUUCCUGCAGUGAAAGAGGCGCGGGCUGUGGCUGGGGGGAUCUCUUCCGCAGUCAUCUCUCCAUCCGCCGGGGAGUACGCGAUAUUGGUGCAAGGCCUGAUCCUGUUGGGUAUCAAGCAAUUACGUAGUCAGGGGGCCAGUGCGGUGGUUCUAGAUUGUGUGGAUGGAGACGGCAAUUUCGAUAGUCUCUCAGCUAUGGGAUUCUCUGUGCUCCACAGCUUCGACGAGGUGACUUGCGAUGCGGCCACUUGGAAUAUGUUAACCUCGUCAUGA
Molecule: messenger RNA, 2778 nt
Organism: Uncinocarpus reesii 1704
Lineage: Eukaryota; Fungi; Ascomycota; Eurotiomycetes; Onygenales; Onygenaceae
Exons: 3
Coding region: 1-2778 (925 amino acids)
Biological process (GO): peptidoglycan turnover; carbohydrate metabolic process
Molecular function (GO): acyltransferase activity, transferring groups other than amino-acyl groups; hydrolase activity, hydrolyzing O-glycosyl compounds
Source: RefSeq, a predicted model, not a curated record